AUGCCUGUCGCUCUCCUAAACUUAUGUUUCUUUCUGUUGGUGUUGAAUAUAGAGUCUGCAGUCUCUGUCUGUGACAUCAGAGUGCAUACGAUCAAUUUCGGGUGCCAUCUUGAGUGGGAUUGCACUGAUGCCAACCCUAAGACGACUUACACGGUCUUGAGCAAGCAAAAUACAUCAUGGGUAAAUGUUUCAGGCUGCAUCCAGAUUUCCCAGCAAAGCUGUGAUCUGUCAGAAGUCUUUCCUACCUUAGACAUCUACAACUUCAUCAGACUGACAUCUGAGCUUCUCUGGCUGAAUGAAACUUGGAAUUGCACCCCUUUAAAUGACCCUGCUGCCAAAUUCAGCCCGCCCUCCAUAACAAUCUCCAUGGCCAAUGGAAGUCUCUGGGUGACGGUAAAUUUUCCAUGUGCUCCAUCCAUAAGCUGCAGUUCUGAAGGUGAUAAUGAAUAUUAUGAGGAAGAGGAGGAGAUGGGAUGCUCCUGUCCUGUAACUGAUUUUUCUAAAAUUCUCUGGGCAACAGUCACUCUAUACAAUGAACAGAAUCUCUCAGACAAACAGGCACACACCGCUGAAGUGAUGCGUGAAACCCCAUUCAAGGUGGAAUUUGGUUUUCUUACACCAGGGCAAGUGUACUGUGCUGUGGCCAACUUCACAUUUGAGGGUGUGCUGGUCUCUUCUCCCCCGAGCAUCCCGCAGUGUGUUUACAUACCAGCAAAUAACGGUGUGCGUUCUUCAGAAAGCCUUAUAGUCGUGAUUGUGUGUGCUGUUCUCAUCACUCUUGGCUUAGUAUUUCUUCUGGUCUGGAGACGGUGUGCAUCUUCUGAACGUCCCCUGCCCAGAUCUUUGGCUUUACUUCGAGACCUGGAACUUCAGAACGAGACUUUCGUUGACUCCAGUAAAGCUGCACCACACAACGAGAGCUCUGAGGGUGACCACGUUUCUGUUGUUUCCCACUCAUUUCACUUCACACUCAUGGACAACCAGUCUUCUUACUACAACACCCAAAGUCUGGCCAAUGGCUAUUACACAAGCCCCAUCCUGCACAAUCCAGACUGCACUGAGGAGUCUGAAGAGUUGAGCACAGAAGUCCAACAUGAUGAGUUCCAUCUGUUACCAUCACAUCCAAUUCUAGAAACACAGGUGGGAUGUCCAUAUCAGAAUCAUUUACCGUCACCCAGAAACAUCCCUCUGAGCUCCGUGCGAGUUGAACACACUCAACAGGACGAGACAUCAUGUGGGAAAAACUGA
Sinocyclocheilus anshuiensis is the source of this 1248-nucleotide messenger RNA. RefSeq lists its product as uncharacterized. Gene Ontology annotation, molecular function: cytokine receptor activity; protein binding. The transcript has 7 exons. Gene Ontology annotation, cellular component: plasma membrane. Gene Ontology annotation, biological process: cytokine-mediated signaling pathway. NCBI's taxonomy places the organism in Eukaryota, Metazoa, Chordata, Actinopteri, Cypriniformes, Cyprinidae. Bases 1 to 1248 code for a protein of 415 amino acids. The record is from RefSeq and is a predicted model, not a curated record.